AGAAGCAGCCGCUAACCCGGAAGAAGUCGCGUUAAGCCGCUCUGGAGGUAGUGGUGGAGGCAGCUGCGAGUUUGGAGGAGGCUGCGGCACUAGGAUGAACGCCCCUCCCGCCUUCGAGUCAUUCCUGCUGUUCGAAGGCGAGAAGAAGAUCACCAUUAACAAGGACACCAAGGUACCCAAUGCCUGUUUGUUCACCAUCAACAAAGAAGAUCAUACACUAGGAAACAUCAUUAAAUCACAGCUGCUGAAGGACCCACAGGUGCUGUUUGCUGGCUACAAAGUCCCCCACCCUUUGGAGCACAAAAUCAUCAUCCGUGUGCAGACCACACCAGACUACAGCCCCCAGGAGGCCUUCACCAAUGCCAUCACAGACCUCAUCAGCGAGCUCUCCCUGCUGGAAGAGCGAUUCCGGGUGGCCAUCAAAGACAAGCAAGAAGGAAUUGAAUAAUUCCAGAAGGCUGGAAGGAGUCUUGCUUGGCCAGUUCCUACCUUGCACCCAGCCCUUCUCCAGGCACCAAGUGGAAGACAGCAGCUUGUCCCUGGAGCAGCUGCGGGCCUCCCUGGAGAUACCCGGAGAGCCCCUCACCCCUAACACCAGUGUGUCCUCUACAUAGAUUGCUUCAUCUUCCUAAUAAAGUAUGGAGGAAAAGAC
This is a messenger RNA of Hipposideros armiger (great roundleaf bat), 652 nucleotides long. RefSeq names its product RNA polymerase II subunit J (gene POLR2J). Bases 95 to 448 code for a protein of 117 amino acids. The transcript is spliced from 4 exons. The record is from RefSeq and is a predicted model, not a curated record. Lineage: Eukaryota; Metazoa; Chordata; Mammalia; Chiroptera; Hipposideridae. Gene Ontology annotation, cellular component: RNA polymerase II, core complex. Gene Ontology annotation, biological process: transcription by RNA polymerase II. Gene Ontology annotation, molecular function: protein dimerization activity; DNA binding.